This is a messenger RNA of Protopterus annectens (West African lungfish), 765 nucleotides long. It is a transcript of the gene LYNX1, whose product is annotated as Ly6/neurotoxin 1. Bases 246 to 530 code for a protein of 94 amino acids. NCBI's taxonomy places the organism in Eukaryota, Metazoa, Chordata, Ceratodontiformes, Protopteridae. The transcript has 3 exons. The record is from RefSeq and is a predicted model, not a curated record.
AAGAAGAUGGGAUUAGAACAAGCUUCUGAGGCAACAGUGUUCAGCGCAGGAAUGUUACACAAUGAAGUUGGACAAAACACCAUUCUCUGCAUGCCCUGUAAUUGGUCAAUCUUUAUAAGCAUUGAGAAACUUCCCUAAAGGUUAUCCCAUAUCAGUUAUUUACAAACACUCCUGUUUAUAUAAGGCUGAUUGUGUACCACGGCUGUAUAGCUCUGCUAAAGACCUGCUUUUGUGACCAAGUGAAGAUGAAGGUUACUUUGAUUGCAUUAUGUUUCAUUAUUCUUAUGGUUAAUCAAGCUGACUCUCUGAACUGCAGGGUAUGUGCAUCAAAACCUGGGGAGACAUGCAAAUUUCCAAUAUUGACCUGUUCGUUUCAAAGUUCGCACUGCUACACUAGAAAAUUCAAUGCACCUUCUCGUUAUGGAGAAGUAAAGGGAUGCAUGUCUCCUGACGACUGCAGCUCAAGACAUUUUUUUGACCAGAUGUACAACUCACAAACCACAUGCUGCAACUGGGAUGCUUGUAACUGAACUGGAUACUUAAAUCAAGCAUUUUCAUGACUAAAAUUAAUAUUUUUGCUAAACAGCAUAUGUAUAAGGGUAGUUACUUGCUUAUUUCAUGUAUAUAUACAGCUUUAUGCACAGAAAAAUAAAUCUUUAAAAGCAAAUAAUGUGUGUUGCCCUUUUAAAAGUAAGGGUUAAGAACAGACAGAAAAGUCUAUUUCCUUAUGCAGGGUCAAACGGAAUAAAUAUUUCUGAAUUGUGA